Molecule: messenger RNA, 3139 nt
Organism: Equus quagga
Lineage: Eukaryota; Metazoa; Chordata; Mammalia; Perissodactyla; Equidae
Product: SEC14-like protein 4
Exons: 12
Cellular component (GO): cytoplasm
Source: RefSeq, a predicted model, not a curated record
CCGCUUGCACCCCGCGCACUCUGUGCUGCCCGUGGACACCAUGAGCGGCCGAGUUGGAGACCUGAGCCCCCAGCAGCAGGAGGCGCUGGCCAGGUUCCGGGAGAACGUCCAGGACCUGCUGCCCACCCUGCGCAAUCCUGAUGAUUACUUCCUCCUGCGCUGGCUCCGAGCUCGGAAGUUUGACCUGCAGAAAUCCGAGGACAUGCUCCGGAAGCACAUGGAGUUCCGGAAGCAACAGACCCUGGACAACAUCCUCACGUGGCAGCCCCCAGAGGUGAUCCAGCUGUACGACUCGGGUGGUCUGAGCGGCUAUGACUACGAAGGCUGCCCUGUGUGGUUUGACCUCGUCGGGAAGCUUGACCCCAAGGGUCUCCUCCUGUCAGCCUCCCCGCAGGAGCUGAUCCGCAAGCGCAUCAGGGUCUGCGAGAUGCUUGUGCAGCAGUGUGAGCUGCAGAGUCAGAAGCUGGGCAGGAACAUCGAGACGAUGGUGUUGGUGUUUGACCUGGAGGGGCUGAGCCUGAAACACCUGUGGAAGCCAGCUGUGGAGGUCUCCCAGCAGUUUUUUGCCAUCCUGGAAGCAAAUUAUCCCUAGAGGCUGAAGAAUUUAAUUGGUAUCCGAGCCCCCAAGCUGUUCCCCGUGGCCUUCAACUUGGUCAAGUUGUUCAUGAGCCAGGAAACGAGAAAGAAGAUAGUGAUUCUAGGAGGCGACUGGAAGCAGGAGCUGCAAAAGUUUGUCAGCCCCGACCAGCAGCCCGUGGAGUUUGGGGGGACCAUGACCGACCCCGACGGCAACCCCAAGUGCUUGACCAAGAUCAACUACGGGGGCGAGGUGCCCAAGAGCUACUACCUGCGCAACCAGGUGAGGACGCAGUACGAGCACACAGCGACCGUGGGCCGCGACUCUUUCGUCCAGGUGAAGACUGAGAUCCUGUUCCCAGGCUGUGUUCUCAGGUGGCAGUUUGCAUCAGAGGGGGCAGACAUCGGCUUUGGGGUUUUUCUGAAGACCAAGAAGGCAGAGCAGAAGCGGGCCGGGGAGAUGACGGAGGUGCUGCCCACCCAGCGCUACAAUGCCCACCUGGUGCCCCAGGACGGGAGCCUCAGCUGUGACAAGCCCGGCGUCUACGUCCUGCACUUCGACAACACCCACAGCCUGAGGCACAGCAGGAAGGUCAGCUACACUGUGGAGGUGCUGCUCCCGGACAAGGCCUCUGAGGAGAAGAUUCAGGGUAUCGAGGCAACGAGACCCACCCCAGCGCAAUGAAGACCCCGGCCGUCUCUGUGCCUGUGCUCUCCAAUCCCUUAGCACCCCCACCCUGUCCCCUGCCCUCUAGCUGGUCCAGGCCAGUGGCCACCCGUAUCUCCAAAGACCUUGCCUCUGGAUCCCUGUCCCCGAGCUCCUUAGGGUUUGUCCUUCUGUACUGCUGUCCCACUGGGCAAAGGAGUGCUGUCUACCCAGGAGAUGUCCCCGAGAAUGAGUGCUCAGACAUCCCUGUAAAAGGGGUCCUCAUUGUGAAGUGUCAGCAUCCUGGCUGCCAAGGCCUUUCCCAGAGACUGGAAGCCUUAGCAAACACUAUCCAAGGGCCUUGCUGGCAAGGGGCCGGGCUCUGGCCCUUUCCACCUUCAGAUUCUGAUUUCAUUUUCUCCAAUUAAUAGGAGGUUUCUCAAUUUCCUAGGAUCUGUUUGGGGCAAGAAAAUGAUAAGGCUUGGGGGGUCUUCAGGUGAGCUAUGUGAGGUCCUUGGGGUCCCCAGCCCCUCCACCUGUGGCAGCUGCAUCAUUCAUGGUUUAGCACACAAUGUCUGAACUGGGGCUUUCCUGCUGUAAAAAGCAAACCAACUAAACAAAAGGAAAUGCCAAAAGCCAGUGCCAUGAGGUGCUCCUGGUCCAACGGUGUUUGAGUUGUUUGGCAAGGAAGAAAACUGCUGUGCCAGAACCCGGGAGACAGCCUGGGGCCAUCAGGCAAAAAUCACAGAACAUCCCUGUGUCCAAGGACUGCCCCUGCAUCCCAGACGUGACAGGCUGUCCCGCCGCCCCUGUUGCCUUGCGUGGUCACCCUCCAUGCAGCCUCCCCAGAUGCAGGAGCAUCUGGAGUCCCCUGAGGCCCCCAGGGGUCCCAGUGCCAUUUUCCCACUGCCCUCGGCAGGCUAUGGAGGGCAGGGCUGACUGGGGUUAGGAGGACCCUGUGCCAGGUUUCGCUGGGCCCACCUGUUGUCAUGACAGGGGCUCAUGAUGCCUCAUUUCAGCCUUCACAUCCCCGGCCUAAAAACAAGGGGUUCAUGGAUGUGAACCCUAACUUUUGCCUUUCUAACCGCCCACAGCCUAUUUCCCACCAUGAGCACAGCCUCUCCUGGUUUCCUUGCAGGUAGCAAGUAUUGCUCUGCCCCAUGCACAGGGUUUCCCGAGGCUCUGAUCACAGGUAAUUUACACAAAUACAGGCUGGAACAAGGGCAUCCAGUGUGGCACCAGGGACUCUGAAUCCCAGAGCUGGCAGAGUGCACCUCGUGUUAAGCAGAGAGGGCAGCAGCCACCUGCAGAGGUGACAACAGAAUCUCCUACCUGGCAAGGUGGGCAGGCAUACUUGUGGAGCUAGACAGGGGGCACAUUCUCAGCAACCCCUGGCCUUGACUCAAUACUGUCAGUUUCUUCAAAAAAAAGAAAAGAAAAAGGAAACAGGCCAGAGAAGGGCUGGCUCUCCCAAAGUUUGUUUCUUCAUCCAGCACCAGGUCCUGCAGGCCUUGGGGACACUACGGCCACUGAGUUGAGCCAGCUCUGCUAGAAGGAACCUUGCCUGUAUUGAGGGAGGCAGAAGUGACUUGGAUGAUCCCUUAUCAAGCGGGCAUGUCACCACGUGAGCUUGGAGGGGAGGAGCGGAAUUCUGAGGGAACAUUCAGCAAAGAAAGCUGAUGGGGGUCAGAGGUGCUUUUCCCGAGGAAAUGACCCCUGGAGGGAGAGCUGAAGCGUGUGUGGGGUGACCAGGUGCAGGCGAGCCUUCCAGACCGAGGAAGCAGGUAAGGGUGGCCGUGGGGUGUUUGAGGCCAGAGGAGAGUUCUCGGUGACACUGGUGACAGUUGACUGAUGUUUACUAUUUCUUUGUGAGCAAGUGUGUACACUUAGUGGUUAAUAAAACCAUUUUACAACAUA